AUGAAUCUCUUUCUUUGCCUCCUCCUUAUCCCAAUUGUUCUCCUAACAAUUCGAGUCAGAAGUAUCGGUUCAGCUUUCUCUUCUACCUACUACCGCGCCAAGUCCUUUAUUAAUGAUAUCUCUGGAAAGAUGCACUCCUCUACCAUCUCCGACUCACCAGAGCUCGAGAGCAACAAGCCAAACGAGAACAAUGACCGCGUCCCCCCUAAUGGAGGAGCAAGAGCCUGGGCUUGUGUGGCUGGCUCGUUCUUGUUGCAGUUUUGCUCCGUUGGUUACGUCAACGCAUGCGGCAUGUUUCAGUUGUACUACUCGGAAGUCAUGUUCAAGGACCAGUCGUCAUCAGCCUUGGCUUGGAUCACCACUCUUCAGAUCUUCAUGCUCUUCAUGUUCGGCCCCGCUGUUGGCAAGAUGAUCGACGUCUAUGGCUGCCGCAAGACACUACUGCCCUUCAGUAUCAUGGCUGUUUUCUCCGUCUGCAUGCUGAGCAUUUGCACAAAGUACUGGCAAGUUAUGCUUACCCAGGGUGUCACCUUUGGUCUGGCCGCUGCUGGUCUGUCUCUUCCUGCCAUGGCAACAGCCACUCAAUGGUUCUCGACAAAGAAGGGCUUGGCUGUCGGUAUUGUUUCCGCUGGGAGCAGUUUAGGCGGCGUGAUAUACCCCUGCAUGAUCCCUAGACUCAUUGAAGAAGUCGGCUUUGCGACUGCCGUUCGUUGGACUGCACUCUUGCAAGGAAUCCUCUUAGUCAUCGCCAAUGCUCUCUGCACUUCCCCUUUCCCACCUCCCGGCAUAGUCUCGCGACCAGCCAAGAAAGAGAAAGAGAACGUUCCCAGCGGUGGAAUCAACGGAUUCAAGAGAGGACCUUGGGUGUUCUUCAUCCUAGGCUGCUUCUUCACCAUGUGGGGUCUCUUCGCACCCCUGAACUACCUCCCGGAGAUGGCCUCACUUCAUGGAUACAAAGGCUUCGCUGUGUAUACCUUAGCCAUCGCCAACGCCGGUUCACUAUUUGGUCGAGUCGUGCCUGGUUGGAUCAGUGACAAGAUCGGCCACUUCAACACCAUGGUCAUGGUGACUGGUUUCUCUGGAGCUCUCGUCCUGGCUUUUUGGCUUCCCCUCGAGUUUCACACCUCUAAAGGUGGCAUCAUCGUCUUCGCCCUGCUCUUUGGGUUCGCCAGCGGCGGUUUCGUCAGUCUGGGCCCUCCAUGCGUUGUUUCCCUUGCCGAAGACCGGGUUGAUGAGAUCGGGUUCAAGCUGGGAGGCUUUUGUCUGGCCAUUGCCCUGGGCGCUCUGACUGGGCUCCCCAUCGAAGGGGCCAUCAAAGACCGGGAAGGGGACAGGUUUACUGGGUUGAUGUGCUUUGCGGGUGCGUCUAUGCUUCUCGGAAGCUUCUGUAUGGCGACCGCUCGAGUGCUCAAGGGUGGCGCUCAACUCUGCAAGAAGAUCUAG
Fusarium odoratissimum NRRL 54006 is the source of this 1443-nucleotide messenger RNA. RefSeq lists its product as uncharacterized. Gene Ontology annotation, biological process: transmembrane transport. The coding region runs from base 1 to 1443 and encodes 480 amino acids. The record is from RefSeq and is a predicted model, not a curated record. Gene Ontology annotation, cellular component: fungal-type vacuole membrane. Lineage: Eukaryota; Fungi; Ascomycota; Sordariomycetes; Hypocreales; Nectriaceae. The transcript has 3 exons. Gene Ontology annotation, molecular function: transmembrane transporter activity.